AUGUAUUCAAACCAGCACAAUCUGUAUAACAGCAUCCAACAGCAUCAUGACAGCACGCCGCAUAAUGACCAUUAUUCAUAUCAAACUACGGAACCGAGAUCCAAUCAUCCUUCACAGUUUUUCGAUACCCAGCAUUCAUCCGGACACUCGCAAAGCCCUCUCAUAGACUUCGAAAUACCAUCACAUGCAGAACCAGAACCAGAAUCCGAUACAUGCUACUAUGCACCUUAUUCUCCUGACUAUGAUUCUGGUUACUCGGUCAAUACGUCUGAUAACGAGGAUCGUGAUCCGCUCAACUGGCAGCCUCCUAUCAUCGAAACGGACUUCACCAAUAUCGACGAAGCGCUCGAACUUAAAUUAAAUACUGCAGACUCACUCUAUCGAUUAUUCAAGGCAGGAAAACUCAAAGUCCAGAUUGUGAUGAAUGGUGCCAAACGAGUACUCACUCCUCCAUUGCACUCUGGAUCGAAGGCCAAAUUUAUACCAUUGAGGAACCACCGCGGCAGUAAGAAGUGCGCCCAGACCGUGACUAAUAAACAAAAGCAGCAUGUUCGGAACGUGUCUGAUGAGCCAACCCCUCGUUCACUCGUGGCAUUCUCACAUCAAAACAGUCAACCGCCUCCUGGGCCCUCCCUUGAUUAUAACCUUUGCGCAGGAGUCCCAAUCAUCUGGCCAGAGGAUAUGCGUCCUUUGGUCAUGCUCUUUCCAUGGGAACGUUACCAUGAUGGCCAGGAUGGCCUACCAUUCACUAUCGACACUUGGCUUACUCGCGCUCAUUUGCUCCUCCCUCGCGUCAAUACUAGGACUUUGUUUGCAUUGAGAGGAUUCACGCAAAUAGGUCCUUCAAUGAUACUCUGUACGACGUUCAGCCUACUUAUGUUUUCAUCUGCCCGAUUCCAAGGCUCCUACAUGACCUGCGAGCUCCCACUAUCUGUCGCAGACGCACGCAUUGUCUUUCACAACAUAUCCGAACUCACUGUGCUAUCUGACAUGCUCGUCUCAAAGCUCGAGACAGCGAUCGAAGAUGGAUGCAAGGGUGUGGGCGAGGUUUUCCUGUGGGAUUGGCACGGGUACGGGUUUUCGCCAGGUACGGGUGCGGGUAUGGCCUCUGAUACCCGUGCUAAUCCCUAUGCUCAAUAUCCCACAAAGUACUGCUUUUUGUGCCCCCAUACACGACCUAGUACAUCACUGCAUACCCUCGCGCACCCGCACCUCGAUGUCCUCAGCUCGCCGCUGCAGCUCACGCUCCAAUUCUCACGGUGGCUCAAGGAGAGAAAAGAACUCGUCAAGGCACAUACACAUGCAUGGGACCUACGCUGCAGUGCUGGUGGCCGACAAGAUGCCACAGUCUACAAGCACACCAACACAGAGCCUCCUGGCAGGUUCUACCAGCCCCGCAGCAAGCACAUCGACCAAGUAAUAGAUGACGCAGGUCUGGGGGCAGAGGAUGGGGAGGAUGAUGAUGAUGACGACGACGACGACGGUUAUGCCGAGCUUUGA
This is a messenger RNA of Suillus subalutaceus, 1500 nucleotides long. RefSeq lists its product as uncharacterized. NCBI's taxonomy places the organism in Eukaryota, Fungi, Basidiomycota, Agaricomycetes, Boletales, Suillaceae. The transcript is spliced from 8 exons. The coding region runs from base 1 to 1500 and encodes 499 amino acids. The record is from RefSeq and is a predicted model, not a curated record.